Molecule: messenger RNA, 2026 nt
Organism: Colletotrichum scovillei
Lineage: Eukaryota; Fungi; Ascomycota; Sordariomycetes; Glomerellales; Glomerellaceae
Exons: 2
Coding region: 389-2026 (545 amino acids)
Biological process (GO): positive regulation of transcription by RNA polymerase II
Cellular component (GO): nucleus
Molecular function (GO): transcription cis-regulatory region binding; DNA-binding transcription factor activity
Source: RefSeq, a predicted model, not a curated record
CCUGAGACUACGGUCCCAUCAGAUUCGAACUUGUCUGAUAUCGAACUGGCCAACGAUGCAUCGGCCUCCAGAUCUCGCAGGCGACAACUUCCAGUUUGUAGGCUCUCCGAUCACCGUAAACAGUCUUCUACGUUGUACUAAGAAUUAUGUAGCACCCACUCAACAAGUUCUGGCAUGGAAUCAAGUCGAGGGAAUACUUAAACUCAUUGACUCUGUGGAACCAUCGUCAGGAACCAGCUUGAGCGGUGAUGUGGGUAUCAACGUAGAGAAUUUCGGAGUGUUUGAUGCAAGAACACUAUCGACUUUCGAUUCUCGGAGUACUGCCGGCACUUUCCUCCCGCAAGAUCCUCUCACGAUAGCCGAGACGUGCGAUGAAGAGUCUGAACGAAUGCUGGGUACAGACCUGGCUCUUUACACUUCCUCUCCAAGUGUGCCAAGUCCCGAGAGACAGCAGAUUCUUCCAUCCCCUUCACAUUCCGAAGCUGAAGCAGCUUGGGAGUUGUGCAAUCUACAUGUGCAAGGGCCUUCGGAGACUGAGGCAAAUAGUCUAGGCACAGGAUUUGCUCAAGACCAUUCAGACAACCUUCAAGACGAGGGAGUCGCUGACAAAGUUUCGUCUUCUUCAUCAGAGCAUCAGUGUUGGCCAGGGAUAAGCGUCUCGACAGAACUUUCAAGGCCACCGAUUACGGUCAUCUCUGAAAGAGAGCGAUUUCUCAUGCAUCACUACAUGCAUAGAGUAGUCAACAUUUUUUGUGUCAUCGACAAUGCAAAGAGUCCUUGGAAGACGAUACAUCUGCCUCGAGCUAUCCAGGGAGCCGGUGAGCUGAGUGUGAUGGGAGCAACAUCUAGGAUCCGCAACGCCCUACGCAACGCGCUGCUCUCCAUAAGUGCCUACUACCUCUCAAACGUUCAGGUGUCAGAAAAAAAGCUGGAAGUCGAGUCGAAUUGGGUGGAGGCAGCCACUCUCUAUCGUUAUAAUGCCAUUGGAUUACUCAAACAAGCGGUAGAAGUUGACCUCCACGCACCAGAAAGACCGAAGUAUAAGGAGUUUCUAGCAACAAUGCUGUCAAUGAUAACAAUAAACGUUAUGUCGGGAGACACAAGCACCUGUGAUGUUCAUCUAAACGGCGCUCAACAGCUCAUCAUCCACAUGGGGAAGGGAAAGCCAAGGCUGUCUUCAAAAGCUCGAGCCCUACAUCGGAUCUACUAUUACCUUCGAGUUAUCUACGAAAGUACCGCUACCCUACGAAGUUCCACAUGUCGCUUUUCGCCAUCUUCCGGAGAAGGUGUUCUUCAUAUGCCCCAUUCUCCAGGCCAACAAGUCUCCACCAAUGCUUUUCCUUUCCCAGACGAGGAUACGAUAUCUACGUGCUCUGAGCCUGCGCACGCAGCAAGCGAGAUGGCAUCAUAUGAAUGUAUCUAUGGAAUCCCUCAGAGCUUGCUGGUCUUACUCCAAAGAACCAGUGAUGUGAUCGAUAGGAUCGAUGCGGCGAGGAAAGCCCAUGGCAUCACAUCGAUACCGAAAGAUUUGGACAGAAUGUGCGAUGAUAUUGAAAGAGAUAUCUUCGACUGGCCACUCGACGUGGAACUCACUCGGUAUCGCGAUGCCGAUAUUGGCACGAGCUUUGAGAUCAUCUACCACCAAACACAUUCAUUCCACAACGCUCUCAUUAUUUACUUCUCCCAGAAUGUCAGACUACUCAGCCAUCGAUACCUCCGCCAGUAUGUGACAGAGGUUCUACAUGACAUUGAGGCCAUCGAGACCAUCAAGACCGAGACUAAGCUACUUGCUGCACCCCUUUUCUGGCCGGCUUUCAUGGCGGCAACGGAAGCUCAUGACCAGCGUCUCCAAGACCGCUUUCGCCAAUGGUACACGAAAGUUGCGGUUUACGGCAUCAAGGCGGUGAGGACAGGAACUCAAGUUGUGUAUGAAGUGUGGAAACGGGGACCCUCGUCUGAUGGUCGUGUGACGAGCCAAUGGCGUACAGUAGUGGAGGAAACGGGGACGACUUUGAUGCUGACAUGA